UUUUAUUAAUGGCAAAAAUCGUAAAUAUAAACGUAAUUUAAGUAUCUAGAGGUGUUACGCAUUAAAAUGGGAGAGUUUAAAAAAACAAAUCCUCAAAUUUACGCAAAAUCUUCAACCGUACAUUCACCAGAUACUAUCUACUGGAAGCAACUUGGGAUCCCCACAUUAGUGAAGGAAUUUGGUGCUAUCGAUUACAUCGACUUCAGCCCGGUUGAACCUUAUUUAUUUGCGGUGACUGCUUCAGUUCGCGUCCAGAUUUACAACCCCGUGACGAAAUUGGUGGUUAAAAAUAUUACCAAGUUUCAAGAAGGAGCUCACGGAGGAUCAUUUCGUAAAGACGGUAAUUUGUUAGUAGCGGGCGAUGACCUGGGUAAAGUUCGAUUGUUUGAUGUUUCGUCUAAAUCCAUAUUGCGGUAUUUUGCGGGUCACAAAGCUCCAGUUCAUCGAACGUUCUUCAAUGCCGACGGACACUGUAUCAGUAGCUUUUCGGAUGAUAAAACCGUGCGAUAUUGGGACAUCGCUACCGAAAAACAUUUGCAAACCUUUUCAGAGCAUACGGAUUAUAUUAGGGCUGGCUGUACAAGUCCUGUAAACGCUAAUAUUAUUGUUUCGGGAGGAUAUGAUCAUAAAAUCAAUAUGUAUGAUACACGAAUUCAAACAAAAGUUAUGACCUUAGAUCACGGUAGCCCAGUGGAAUCAUUGAUUUUCUUACCUAGUGGCGGAAUAAUUCUCAGCGCUGGUGGCACUUCUGUAAAUGUAUACGAUGCAUUGGCCGGUGGAAGAAAGAUUGCACAGCUCUCUCAGCACCACAAAACCGUAACAUGUUUGCAACUGGCCACUGAUGGAAAGCGGCUGUUGUCCGGGAGCUUGGAUCGGCAUGUCAAAAUCUAUGAUAUCGCUACCUACCAAGUUGUACAUACCAUUGAUAAUCCAAACGCUGUAUUGAGCUUAGGUGUUUCAAAAAAUGACGAUACACUUGUAACUGGAAUGGUUGACGGUUUGAUAGCUAUCCACCGACGCGAAAACGUUGAUAAGGACACGCAUGAAUCCGAGAAAAAUACAUCCCGUCGAUUGAAAGUUCAGGCUAGAUAUGACAACAUUUUUGAAAGUGCCGAUGACAAAAUCGUCGAAUUUCGACACAGUAAAAUUGAACAGUUUGAUCGUAUGUUAAGAAAGUAUGAAUAUAGCAAGGCACUAGAUAGUGUAGUGAUACCUAGUGUAAUGAACAAAACACCGGAAAAGACGGUUGCCUUAAUAAAAGAACUUAUUCGGCGCAAGGGUCUACAUAGAGCACUAAAAGGCCGAACACACUCUUUCCUAGUCAAGUUUAUAAAUUUUGUCAUGCGUUUUAUCGGCGAUUACCGAUUCACACCUGCACUGAUAGACGCAACGAACAUUUUGUUGGAUGUGUACCAAGAUGAUUUCGAACAGUUUGCAGGUUCAGAAGUCGCAAAAAUGUUUACAAAUCUUUCUCGAAGGUUAAAAAAAGAAGAACAAAUUGUGCAAGGUUUUCUAGAAGUGCAGGGUCUACUUGAGAUGAUAUCAUCGGCAGCCGAUGUUAAUCAACCUUCAGCAGAACACGACGGAGACAGAGAGAGCAUAUUAAUGAAAGAAUUUGAAGCUUCCAUGGAUGCUCAAAAACAAGCUGUUAUUAAUAUUGAUUAAUGCUAACUAAAUAAAUACGACAAUAUGUA
Sabethes cyaneus is the source of this 1694-nucleotide messenger RNA. RefSeq names its product U3 small nucleolar RNA-associated protein 15 homolog. Gene Ontology annotation, molecular function: protein binding. Lineage: Eukaryota; Metazoa; Arthropoda; Insecta; Diptera; Culicidae. Gene Ontology annotation, cellular component: nucleolus. The transcript is spliced from 2 exons. Gene Ontology annotation, biological process: rRNA processing; positive regulation of transcription by RNA polymerase I. Bases 67 to 1665 code for a protein of 532 amino acids. The record is from RefSeq and is a predicted model, not a curated record.